Peromyscus californicus insignis is the source of this 327-nucleotide messenger RNA. RefSeq names its product defensin beta 115 (gene Defb115). The transcript is spliced from 3 exons. Gene Ontology annotation, cellular component: extracellular region. Bases 1 to 327 code for a protein of 108 amino acids. NCBI's taxonomy places the organism in Eukaryota, Metazoa, Chordata, Mammalia, Rodentia, Cricetidae. The record is from RefSeq and is a predicted model, not a curated record. Gene Ontology annotation, biological process: innate immune response.
AUGCUGCGGACUAGCUCCUCAACCCUCUCAGGACACAUUAAGCUCUGCUUCCUGACCUUAGCUGUCUUUAUGAUCCUGGCUCAGACUUCCCCAGAGGGAUGGCUCAAAACGUGCUUUUAUGGACUGGGCAAAUGCAGACGUGAAUGCAGGUCAAAUGAGAAGAAGAGAGAGAUAUGUGGGGAUGUCACGGUUUGCUGUCUUCACAUAUCAAAGUCAAAACUAUCCAACAUACCUCUGACCAACCAGAAAAAGAAUGCUUUCUCAGACCUUACAUGGAAAUAUGGCCCCCAUGUUGGAAUGCCAAAUGUACCAGGCUUUUUCUUUUGA